AUGAACGCAUUUAAACGCGAUAAGAAGGAAGAAGAAGAUGGUAAUCAUAAAUAAACAUCGUUCUUUUCAUAUUAUUAUAAAUUUAAGCUCUCAAGCGAGAUUAAACAGAUCGGUAUUAUUCUUGUGACAGUUCCUUGUAAACAGGUUUAGGCGACUGUUCGUCGUGGAGGAUAAUUGUCCCUCGAUACAUCCCUUUAUUUCACGUAACUUGAUUUUCAAUUGCAAACCUACACGUACUUUCCCAGCAACUGAUAUAUAUGUGUAUAUAUAUAUAUAUAUAUAUAUAUAUCUGGACAGUGAGUUUUAUUAUGCGUUUGCUCACAUGAUUCUUGUGUUGAUAGGUGGGGGAAACCCUUUCCAAAAUCUGGAGAAGACGACCGUCCUACAAGAAGCCCGCACCUUCAACGACACCCCUGUUAAUCCAAGAAAAUGCGCGCACAUUCUCACGAAGAUUUUGUACCUACUGAAUCAAGGAGAACAGUUAGGUACAAUGGAGGCGACCGAAGCAUUCUUCGCCAUGACCAAGCUAUUUCAGUCCAGAGACGUUGUCCUGAGAAGGUUGGUCUAUCUAGGUAUCAAGGAACUGAGUUCUCUGGCAGAAGAUGUAAUCAUAGUUACCUCGAGUUUGACAAAGGACAUGACAGGGAAGGAAGAUUUGUACAGAGCUGCUGCCAUAAGAGCCUUAUGCACCAUCACUGACGGUGGAAUGCUGGCAGCUAUCGAACGUUACAUGAAACAAGCCAUCGUCGAUCGUUCCCCAGCUGUUUCCAGUGCUGCUCUAGUCUCUUCUUUACAUUUGACCAACGUCUCUGGCGAUGUUGCACGCAGAUGGGCAAACGAGGCUCAAGAGGCAUUGAAUUCUAAUAACGUGAUGGUUCAGUAUCACGCACUUGGUGUCUUGUACCAAGCACGCAAAGCAGACAAACAUGCUGUAAUUAAGUUAGUUGCUAAGCUUAUGAGAACAAGCCCGAAAAGUCCCUACGCAGCGUGUAUGUUAAUCCGAAUGGCGUGUAAAUUGUUAGAUGAAGUUGACAAAGGUGAAGAACUGUUGGGAUUUAUCGAAUCUUGUUUACGCCAUAAGUCAGAGAUGGUGGUGUACGAAGCGGCACACGCGUUGAUCAAUCUUGGAAGAAGCUGCACCAAAGAAAUAACACCUGCUAUCAGCGUUCUUCAGUUAUUCUGCGGAUCUCAGAAACCAGCCUUAAGAUUCGCCGCUGUCAGAACUUUGAAUAAAGUUGCCAUGUCACAUCCGACAGCGGUCACCGCGUGCAAUUUAGAUUUAGAGAAUUUAAUCACCGAUUCGAACAGAUCCAUCGCCACACUGGCAAUUACCACCCUAUUGAAAACUGGGGCGGAAAGCUCGGUAGAUCGCCUGAUGAAACAGAUUGCCACCUUUGUAUCAGAAAUUUCAGAUGAAUUUAAAGUCGUCGUUGUACAAGCCAUAAGAGCUCUGUGUCAGAAGUACCCGCGGAAACAUGCAGUUUUAAUGAAUUUCCUCUCCGCUAUGCUCAGAGACGAGGGAGGACUCGAGUACAAAGCAGCAAUUGCAGACACGAUAAUUGCCGUUAUGGAAGUGAACGCCGAAGCGAAAGAGGCCGGUUUGGCUCAUCUCUGCGAAUUUAUCGAAGACUGCGAGCAUAAUUCGCUCGCCGUUCGUAUCCUUCACUUGCUCGGCCAGGAAGGGCCAACCUCGAAACAACCGUCGCGAUACAUUCGUUUCAUUUACAACCGUGUGAUUCUGGAAAGCGCCAGCGUUCGCGCAGCCGCGGUCACCGCGUUGGCACGUUUUGCAGCAGCGUGUCCUCCGUUACUACCAAACGUCCUGGUUCUUCUGUCCCGUUGCCAGUUGGAUUCGGACGACGAAGUCCGCGACCGUGCAGCGUAUUACUGUGCCAUUUUACAACAGCAAAAUGAACCGACUAUUUUGCCUCUGGUGCAGCCUCCUCUCCUGUCUGUACCUAGCUUGGAAAGAGCUUUGCGAAAUUACAUGCAAACACCGAUGGACGAACCGUUCGAUAUCUCACAGAUUCCACCGGCGCAAACGGUCGAGGAACCGACACAAAUAGAAGUGCACACCACCGUGAAGCAACAGCCCCGAUUAACGCGAGAGGAGAGCUUCAUGGAGAAAUUGUCACAAAUACCACACUUGACAAUGAUCAUUCGUGAUUCUUCGUUGCUCAAGUCCUCGCCAAUCUUUGAAUUAACGGAAUCGGAAACGGAGUACAACGUCAAAUGCAUCAAACAUACGUUCACAGAAUUUCUCGUUUUGCAGUUCGACUGUGUAAAUACUCUUUCCGAUCAAUUACUCGAGGAUGUGAGAGUAGCUGUCGAGCCACCCGAAGGAUAUCCGGAAGACGUUCAUGCUAGUGUUGCCACUAUUCCUACAACCCUGCGUUUUAUGGCUCGCGAUUGUGAUCCCGCGACGGGUGUGCCAGAUGCUGAUCAAGGAUACAACGAUGAAUACAUGCUGGAAGAUUUGGAGAUAACUUUGGCCGAUCAAGUCCGAGGUAUCGGAAACAGGGGAGUAGAUUUCAAUGCUGCGUGGGAAGCAGCUGGCGCUAAAGGAUUCACCAAGCUGGAGGAAACGUUUGCUCUAGGCUCGUCGGUGACCAGUUUGGAAGGGGCGAUCCAGAGUCUCACAGGAUUUUUAGGCUUGGAUGCCGUAGAGCGAACCAAUCGAGUACAAUCCGGCGCUGCCGCGCAUAAUUUAUUAUUGAGUGGCAUUUUCAGAGGCGGAAAAGAGAUUCUUGCCAGGGCGAGGCUAGCGUUGUCGGACAAUCAAGUAACAAUGCAACUCACUGUCUUAUGUCAAGAUCCAGACGUUGCCGAAUUGAUUAUUUCUUCCGUA
Messenger RNA from Heterotrigona itama, 2848 nucleotides. The record is from the annotation of a GenBank genome assembly. Lineage: Eukaryota; Metazoa; Arthropoda; Insecta; Hymenoptera; Apidae.